AUGACACUAAUGGAAGAAGUAGAGCAGAAAGUUCUGCAUAUCAUCACUAAUCCAUCAUUGUCUUUCAAAGAGCAAGUGGAGGAGGAGAAGGAGGAGGUGCAGGAGGAGGCGCAGCAUGAUGAAGAGGCUCAGGAGGACGCAGGAGGGGAUGAAGAGACCACUCAGGAACAUGAUGGAGAAGAGGAGACAGAAGAUGGAGGAGAGGAGGCUAAGCCCAAAUUCCUAAAACCUUUUAUGCUGCCAAAUCUGGUGCCUCCAAAGAUCCCAGAUGGAGAAAGAGUCGAUUUUGACGACAUCCACCGUAAGCGUAUGGAGAAGGACCUGAAUGAGCUGCAGACGCUGAUCGAAGCUCACUUUGAAAGCCGUAAGAAAGAAGAAGAGGAAAUCAUAAGCCUUAAAGACAGAAUUGAGAAGCGUCGUUCGGAGCGAGCGGAGCAGCAGAGGAUCCGCAGCGAGCGAGAGAGGGAACGACAGAAGCGUUUGGAGGAGGAAAGAGCUCGCAAGGAGGAAGAGGAAGCCAAAAAGAGAGCAGAAGACGAUGCAAAGAAGAAGAAGACGCUCACCAGUCUGCACUUUGGCGGUUACAUGCAGAAGAUAGAAAGACGUAGCGGAAAGAAACAGACUGAAAGAGAGAAGAAGAAGAAAAUUCUUGGUGAUCGACGCAAACCGUUGGACAUCGACAACGCCAACGAAUCUGCUCUAAGGGAGAAAGCAAAGGAAAUGUGGAGCUGGAUGCGUGAACUAGAAGCAGAGAAGUUUGAGUUACAGUAUCAGUUCGGCAAACAGAAAUAUGAGAUCAAUGUCCUGAGGAACAGAGUCAGUGACCAUCAGAAAACGUCAAAGAGAACCAAGCGAGGCCUCAGGAAGUGAAUGCUGUGCUGAAAAACAGAUUAGAAUCCUCACAAAUCCACCGAAAUCAUGAAGACAAGAGCUGACUGCUGUUGAAAUUUAAUUUGCCUUUGGUUAGAUUUCACUGAACAAUGUAGAUUUUAUCUGAAUAAAAAAC
Danio aesculapii is the source of this 1006-nucleotide messenger RNA. It is a transcript of the gene tnnt2a, whose product is annotated as troponin T type 2a (cardiac). NCBI's taxonomy places the organism in Eukaryota, Metazoa, Chordata, Actinopteri, Cypriniformes, Danionidae. The record is from RefSeq and is a predicted model, not a curated record. Gene Ontology annotation, cellular component: troponin complex. The coding region runs from base 1 to 870 and encodes 289 amino acids. The transcript has 13 exons. Gene Ontology annotation, biological process: regulation of muscle contraction; cardiac muscle contraction; sarcomere organization. Gene Ontology annotation, molecular function: troponin C binding; tropomyosin binding; troponin I binding.